Molecule: messenger RNA, 2207 nt
Organism: Sphaeramia orbicularis (orbiculate cardinalfish)
Lineage: Eukaryota; Metazoa; Chordata; Actinopteri; Kurtiformes; Apogonidae
Product: adenosine kinase-like
Exons: 12
Coding region: 208-1281 (357 amino acids)
Biological process (GO): purine nucleobase metabolic process; purine ribonucleoside salvage
Cellular component (GO): cytosol; nucleus
Molecular function (GO): adenosine kinase activity
Source: RefSeq, a predicted model, not a curated record
GUGUGAGUGCAUCCACACACACCCACUCGUGGACCAUGUGUUGUUGUUGGUGUGCUGCAGACUGAAGUUGGACUGAAUGGGAGGCAGACGAAAGGAAAGGACACCAGAACACGACUGACCAAACCUCCAUCUCUUCUCACUGCUCCCCGGAACUGAGCAGCAGCUCCGCGGGCACCUCCGCUCCGACACCCCGCUGCUGCCGAAAACAUGUCUGACGAACGACCAGAGGCGUCAACGGGGAGGAAAGCAGCCCUGAGUGAAAACACACUCUUCGGGAUGGGAAAUCCCUUGCUUGACAUUUCAGCUGUGGUGGACAAGGAUUUCCUUGACAAGUAUGGCCUGCAGCCUAAUGGUGUGAUCCUCGCUGAAGACAAACACAAAGAGCUGUUUGACGAACUCGUGCAGAGGAACAAAGUGGAGUACCAUGCCGGUGGUUCCACCCAGAACUCAGUGAAAAUUGCUCAGUGGAUGCUCCAGAAACCCCACAAGGUGGCUACCUUCUUCGGUUGCAUCGGCACCGACCGCUUUGGGGAGAUCCUGAAGAAAAAGGCAGAUGAAGCCCACGUUGAUGCCCAUUACUACCAACAAAACGAGGAGCCAACUGGUACCUGUGCAGCCUGCAUCACCGGGGACAACAGGUCCCUUGUUGCUAACCUGGCAGCGGCAAACUGCUACAAAAAGGAAAAACACCUGGACUUGGACAGCAACUGGGAGCUGGUGGAGAAAGCCAAGGUCUAUUAUAUUGCGGGGUUUUUCCUGACUGUGUCCCCGGAGUCAAUCUUCAAAGUGGCGAAGCACGCUUCAGAUAACAACAAAAUCUUUGGCCUGAACCUGUCAGCGCCUUUCAUCAGCCAGUUCUUUAAGGAGCCUCUCAUGAAGGUCAUGCCUUACGUCGACAUCUUGUUUGGCAAUGAGACGGAGGCGGCCACAUUUGCCAAAGAGCUGGGCUUUGGGACAGAUGACAUUGCAGAGAUCGCAAAGAAGACCCAAAACCUCCCCAAGGAGAACACAAAGAGGCAGCGAAUCGUGGUCUUCACUCAGGGCAAGGACGACACUGUGGCAACUGUUGGUGAGAAGGUGACCAUGUUCCCAGUUUUGGACAUCGACCAGAACGACAUCGUGGACACAAACGGAGCGGGAGACGCCUUCGUCGGAGGAUUCCUUUCUGCACUGGUCCAAGAGCACAGUUUGGAGGAGUGUAUUCGGGCCGGACACUACGCAGCCAACGUCAUCAUCAGACGGGUCGGAUGCACCUUCCCAGAGAAGCCUGACUUUCACUGAUGCGUCCUGGCGCUGCAUUUAUAUGUUUUCACUACAAACUGUAUAUGUAUGCUUCAGGAAUUUAUGUACAUUCUUUUUUAUUUACAGUGAACUAAACACUCCAGCGUGAAUAUUUUAACAAACUUCAAUAAACGAGUCAAAUGUCAGAUAUGAAAUUUGUAGCUAAACAUAUAUAUUUUAACACGUAAAGUCCUUGUAUUUGUAAUUUACAAGCAUACAAUCAAAAACAUACUAUCAUGAUUUUAAGACUUAAAAUGUAAACACAUGGGACCUUAUUCAUUCUGGCAGAUGGGUUACAAUACUACAAUACCCAUGAGCAAUGGCAGUUGUUGCCAUGGAGAAGUAGCCAAAAAAAAGGGGAGUACAAGCAGUAGUCAAAUGAAAGCACUGAGAAAGCUGGCACUUGAAUUCAUGCAGAAAUGAGCCAUGAUUUCAACAUCUUAACCUUAAGCAGCCAUUAGCGAAACACGUAACUGAAAUGUAAGGCUCUGUAAUUGGUUGUUUGCACCUGAAAUGCACUCUGGGAGUUUUAGUCAUCUUCUAUCCAUCAGUUUUUAUGUCCACAGGAUUGACAUUGUCUUCUUGCAACUCUGUUUCUUUGAAAUAUCCUGAAAUUUACCACUAAAUACCAGCUAAUUCUUAAAAAUUCUGAGUUAUACUUUAUAACACUGCUGUGAAAAUCAAUUUUUUAACAGACUUUUUCACUUUUACACCGUCUUAUUUGCAUUUCAUGAUGCUUUAACAUACCAGGUAAUGCAAAAGAUUCAUUGCAAGCUGUAUUUUAUUUACGGUAAAUCUUCAGAUCAGAAAUCUCUGUUAUUAAUUUUUCAACAACAUUGACUCCUUCUAUUGGCCAUAACUGGAGGAUUGUGGGUAAACUGAUAAUAAAGGACAAUAAAGCAAAGAGGCAAUUGUAAUAACAUAAA